GAAAUUCAAAAGAUGAAGUUUGGAUCCUUUGGUUACAUUGUGGACUCCUGUCCCGGUAACAAGACAGAGUACACAGACUCGGCUACCAGACUGGGGUGUGGUGUGGAUGAGAAUAGGCGGAGUCAGUACGUCUGUGUUCCCAAUAACGAGAGGUCAAGUCUGGUGGAGUUCUGUUAUAAAUCAACUGUUGGAUUUUAUGAAAAGGGAAACUGUAUAGAGGUUUACGAAAGUGGAAAUUUGGAUCAAACCAGCUGUCUCCGUUUCAAAUUUGGAUGCCCUGAUAACCAUUUUUUUCUUUCUGACCUGUACAAAU
Messenger RNA from Saccostrea cuccullata (small rock oyster), 313 nucleotides. RefSeq lists its product as uncharacterized. The record is from RefSeq and is a predicted model, not a curated record. The transcript has 2 exons. The annotation marks the transcript as partial. Lineage: Eukaryota; Metazoa; Mollusca; Bivalvia; Ostreida; Ostreidae.